UAUGAAUCCUGUUAAAACUAAGCUUUUACAGAUUUUGUUUUGAUUGGCAUUCUGCUCAAUAUGUUGAGCACUCUAUGCCCAAUAUUUUUAUCCUAUUUCUGAAACAAAUACUCCUGACAACACUCAUAAUUUAAGUUAUGAUACUAGAGGUCAGGAAUUGGAAACAAAAAGAGAUUUGAUCGAUACAUAUCCAGACUCUCCUCCAAGACAUUUAGCAAGAUAUGAUGAUUAUGAUAUUUCCAUACUCAUUUUUGCUUCUCUAUUCGUGAGCAUAUUGUUCUUGCCCAACUUUAUCACCUUUUUCACUAUCAUUGGCCAUUUCAGAAUACUGAUGCUGCUGACUCUUGUUCUUGAAGUAACUGACUUUAGUCCGGGUAUUCUGAAUUUUCUUACAAAGCGAUCUUACGCGUUAUUUACAUUCCAACAGCUACCUGACGGAUGGUUCAAUUUGCUCGGUGAAAUGACAAAGGUCAAGGCUACUAUUAACCAGCCAAUGACAGAUAAUAGCUAUCUAAAGCUAGAUUAUUACUCUGCUAGCUCAGCGGAAGUUCACUACAAACUAUUUACCAUGAUAGUGUAUGUCAUAAUAGCUUACAUCUCGCUGUUACUGUUGCCCUACAUUCUUUAUUUUAUCCCAGGAUUGAUAUUCAAAUGCUUAUGACAGAAUGAACGAUUCUCAAACAAAAGAAGAGAAAUGAAUCAACUCAAGAAAUACCGUGAGGAGCAACAGGAACAAGAACUAAAAGAGAGAAAAUAAAGAGAGAAUAAAAAGAGUAAAGACUAUUUUGAAUGAUGUGGAGAAGAAGAGAAGAACUAAGUUUACUAACUCCACUGCUACCUUAAUUAAUCCUUAUCAAGGAGAUGAAGAGAGCAGUAUUGAAAAAGAGGUCUCUGAAGUAAAAGAUCCCAUUGAAGAAAAUAAGGAAGACGACUAUAUCGCUAACCAAAGAGACGAGACUACUGACAACAUUAUUUCUAACAAAAAUGUCAAGACACUCUUCUUGAACUCAGAUGAUAUUGAAAAUUACAACUCACAAAACUCUGGAGCAAACAAUUAUCGAAAUAGAAUUGAAGAGAGGAAGCAAAGUAUCAGCAUCAUACACCAAGAGGCAGACCAGAGCAAUAAGAAGAAAAAUAGAAAAAGAAGAAAAUCAUUUCCUAAUGUGAACCCAGAACAGAUUGGACAAAUAGAAAUUAUAAAGAAGAUCACACUCAAAAUUGGUAUAAGGGACCUUUUUUAUUCGCUAAAAGAGACAUUGUAUUGUUGGACAGCAAUAAUUGACAUAUUUAUCCGAUUCGUGAUAGAAUCAUAUUUUAGCGUCAUGCUGAUAAGCCUAUAUGAAAUUAAGCACUUCCUAGGCUCAAGCAAAGGUCAAACCACGUCCCUGUACAUUGCUUUUGGGAUUUUAGGAUUUUACUUAGUGUUAUUUUUAUGCAUAAUGGUCACUUUUGCACUGUAUCUGGCCCCAAACAGCAAGUUUGUAAAGGGCUUACAACUGGAUGGUUAUUUAAGACUACUGUUUUAUAAGAUAAAGAAGAACCCUAUGUCAAAAAGUUACUAUACAAUGAAUAUGAUCAGAAUCAAGCUUAUGAUAUGCUUUGUUAUAUUUUCUGGACUAAAGCCACUCCCUUUGCUUUUAAUCUUGCUGAUAGUUCAGGGAUGCUAUAUUGGACAACUCAUUGCUUACUCGAAAUUUUCAAGCUUUUUACUCAACCUCAAUGAAUGCAUUAUUGAGAUAUCAGUAUUUGCCUCAAUCAUAUUCAUGUCUGCAUUUUAUAAAUCUGAUGACUGGGAAGAUGAAAAUUCAUUCAUUUCAGAGCUGUUUGCUUGGACUAUCCUUGGAUGAAUCAUAAUUGCCAUCAUCAUUCAGAUUUUCAACUUAAUUUAUUCCUAUCUGAGAUUUUUCAGAGUAAAAUUUUCAAAGAAAGAAAAAGAAGAAGGCGUUAAACUAGGAGAGAUGAAAAUUAUUAUUGAGCAUCCUUCUUUCAAAGUCCCCCCAAGAAAACAAAAUUCCUUGCUAAAUGCGAAGGUUAUUCUCAAAGUAAAUAAAGCUCCCACAGUAUAUUCAAGCUUGGAACCAACCUUGGGAAGCUGACCGAAUUUUAUAAGAAUGAAGGACUCAGGAAGCUAUAGAAAACGAAGUCAAGGUGGUUCAAGUAAAUCAACGGAGAAAAGAUUAGUUUCUAAUUUGAAACUUCAAAAGUCACACAAAACUGAAAGACAGCUUGGGGAAAAUGAUAUUGUAGUCCAUCUCCCUGAUAAAUUCUUCAAUAAACCUUUCAGCGUAAAAAUUGAUUGAGGAAAAUAAAACAAAAGAAGUAAGAAAGACAAUUGUUAGAAGAUUUAAAUCAGCUCCAAAACGCAAAAAGAAAAUGUUUAAAGAGUUAAAAUAAAUUAAGAAAAAGUAUUAUAAAACAAGAAGAAGCUGAACAGAAAACAGUCAGGCUAAACAAAUCAAGAAAAUCUUCCAAAAUUCAACCUAGAAAGAAGAGUUCUAAGAAAAUAAAGUCCACAAAUAAGCACUGGAUCAAAAGACAAUUUUCAACAAAUAAAAGACAUCUAGCAAGAGGAAGAGGCACUAGAAGAAAGGAAAAUUCAAAGAAGAAAAAGUUAGACACCCAGUAUUCUGAACAUUCAGAAAGAAUGGAAAAUUCUUCACCUGAAUCUCCUCCAAAUAAUCACGAGGAAAACAAGCUGGAGGCUAGAUUUGAGUCUGAAUCUAGUAUCUUCCAGCUUGGACCAGAACACUUUCAAAACUUUCCUAAUGAUAGAGUUGACAGAGAAAGAGAGGAUGAAGAAAGAGAAAGCAAAAGGAAGAAAGCCAAAUCAAAAAUAGAUUUAGCAAAUUGAAAUGAUGACGAAAAGGUUGGCUUUUUAAAAGCUUUCAAUCAAACUACCGAACGAAGAUCCUCAAAAGUUAAUUACAGAAAGAACGCCUCCAAAAAGAUAGAUUUGCAGAAUAAAUCAGUAGAUCCUCAUGUUAGAUACAUGAGAUACGAAAAUAAACAUAAAAUUAAUAGAUAUUUAAAAGAGGAGACUAAGGACGAUAAAUACAAUAAUGAAUCAUCAAUUAGCACUCAGUCAAAGAAAACUCCUUCUAAAUUUAGAAAUGAUAAUAGUAGAGCUACAAAAGGAGCAGUACUAAAGGCUGCUGGUAAAAGCAUUUUCAAUCCUGAUCUCUCGCUCCACUCAAAAUAUGAAUCGGCAGAGGAUCACUCAGCAAAAGGUAAUGGCAAGAAUUCCUUAGGGUUAUUUAUACCAAAGAAAGGCUCAGGAGAUAAUUAUUAGAAUGGAUUGUAAUUCUUCAACGAG
Molecule: messenger RNA, 3313 nt
Organism: Moneuplotes crassus
Lineage: Eukaryota; Ciliophora; Spirotrichea; Euplotida; Euplotidae
Source: the annotation of a GenBank genome assembly